AUGAAGCCUGUGCUGCUUCUCCAACUCCUGCUGUUGAUUUAUCUGGCACAACAGCUGGUGUCUGGGAGUCUCAAGCAACAAUUUCUGAAGUACAUUUUGGAACCUCCACCCUGCAGAGUGGACCCUGAAAACUGUACUCAGUUCUGUACAUUGCAAGAUGAUUGCACAAAAGGACUUGAAUGCUGUUCUACCUUCUGCGGGAUAGUCUGUACAGUAAACUACAUUAAAACCCAUAAAAGGUAA
This is a messenger RNA of Molossus molossus (Pallas's mastiff bat), 243 nucleotides long. It is a transcript of the gene WFDC13, whose product is annotated as WAP four-disulfide core domain 13. Lineage: Eukaryota; Metazoa; Chordata; Mammalia; Chiroptera; Molossidae. Bases 1 to 243 code for a protein of 80 amino acids. The transcript has 2 exons. The record is from RefSeq and is a predicted model, not a curated record.